UAGGAAAAAAUUGUUGUGUUUAAAUAGCUGAAUUUCGUUGACGAUAAAACGCCUUUUAGUCAACCGCUGUGUUUCUAAACGGAUACAAAGUAUCGUGAGAUAUACUGAGAACCCGACGCUGUUUGUUUUAUUUUCUCCUCUUUUUUUUCAAACCGGAAGUGGAAGAAAAACAAAAGUCCAUAUGUGAUUAGGAGGAUGGGGAUCACUAAACUGGCUGAUUUAAUUCGUUCUGAUGCUCCAAAUGCAGUUUCUUAUAAGGAUAUCGGUGACUAUACAGGGAAAGUCAUCGCCUUGGAUACCUCAGUGGUUCUGAACCAGUUUCGAGCAGCAACACCCUCUUUGAGCCCCCUGACUGGACUCUUUUUCCGCACACUGACCUUCCUGGAACACGACAUAAAGCCAGUCUUUGUAUUCGAUGGAAAGCCUCCCGUGGAAAAGACACCUGUUCUGGAGAGGCGAGCCGAGGCAGCUGGAUGGAGCUCUCCCAAAAGAACAGGAGAAGCAUCAGCCCAGACUAAGGAUUCCAUUGAGCUACUGAAAUGUAUGGGUGUGCCUGUCAUCCAGGAUUCUGCCUUUCAGGCUCCAGGGGACGCUGAAGCACAGUGUGCCCGCCUGGUGAGAGACGGGGUUGUGGAUGCAGUGGCCUCCGAGGACAUGGACACGCUGCCCUUUGGAGCAAACGUUCUCAUUCGUCAGCUGAAUGCUAAGAAGGACAGUGAAGUUGUGGAAUACUCAUUACCCAGGCUGCUGGAAAAACUGCAGAUUACUCAUGAGGAGCUUGUUGACCUUUGUAUUCUACUGGGCUGUGACUACUGCGACAAGAUCCCCGGUUUAGGUCCAAAGAGAGCUCUGACUCUCAUCCAGAAGCAUCGCACUAUUGAGAAUGUGGUGUUGCACAUCAACAGACAGACCCAUCCUGUACCUCUUUUAUGGAAAUACAAAGAGGCCAGGAAGAUUUUCUUGGACAAAACAGAAACUCCAGUUACUAACUUGGUGUGGAGGGAGCUGGACGAAGAAGCCGUGGUGGACUUCCUGUGUCACACCAAACAUGUCAGGGAGGAGAGGAUCCGUCAUCGCAUGAAGACAUUUCAUGAACAUCGAGAAAAUAGGCGAGAGGAGAGGAAAAAGGAGAAGGCGGAGGGACAUAUGAGGCAGACGCGCAUGGACAACUUCUUCAGAGUUACCAGAAAGAGGGGACAGCCAGUGGAAUCACUUUCCUCAUUAGGUGACAACAAAAAGAAACCUAGAACAUAAUAAGUCCGCCUUUAUUUUAUAGUUGUUCCUAAAUCAGAACUACUACAUAUGAAAAAAAACAAAAAAAAAACAAAACAAUUCAACCUGAAGAUUAUGCUCUGAGGUAAAUAUUCCAUACAAAAAUAAUCAGGAUGCAUUUUCUUAUAACAGAUUAUUAUCCCAAUCCAAUAAUUUUGAUAGUAUAAUUCAGUCAGCUGCUGAUUGAUAAAUAAUGUGCAGCUUAAAAUGAUUUAUUUGACAGAGAGCCUAUUUUUGGAACAAUUAAAAGAAACCCAGCUGAGAAUCAUAAAAAUAUACUGACCACAACCCUGCAUCUGGAACACCACAGCCUCCGACAGUACAGUACUGUGCCCGUGUACGACCAGCGGUGUUCAGAAAACAACACGGUUCCAUUUGAUUUCUUGGUCCAUGCAGCAGUUUCCUGCAGAGCCAGUGAGACAAGCAGAGCAGGAGGUGUGCGACCAUGAAAGAGAACAGAGUGACCACUGUCAGGGAGGCCAAAACCAGGGACAGGCGACGUCUCUUCUCUGGAUAUUCAAUGAGCACCUGCUGUGUAACAGGAGCCAAGACAGACACCAAAGGCUUGAAUUUUAAACCGUGUAUGUUGUUGCUUUAAUUUCAGAAAGAGAAAGUGAGAUUGCGAAGUUCACAUAGUACAAUCAAUAUUACAAAGAAAAGAAAGUGUAAAUCCUUAUUUUUUCUUAUUAUUUUUUUAUGUCUUUAUAUGUCAUUAUUUUUCUUUUACAAUUAAAACGGCAUUGAGUUGUA
Poecilia reticulata (guppy) is the source of this 2022-nucleotide messenger RNA. RefSeq names its product putative flap endonuclease 1 homolog. Gene Ontology annotation, cellular component: nucleus. The record is from RefSeq and is a predicted model, not a curated record. NCBI's taxonomy places the organism in Eukaryota, Metazoa, Chordata, Actinopteri, Cyprinodontiformes, Poeciliidae. Gene Ontology annotation, molecular function: DNA binding; 5'-3' exonuclease activity; 5'-flap endonuclease activity.